Molecule: messenger RNA, 610 nt
Organism: Lepisosteus oculatus (spotted gar)
Lineage: Eukaryota; Metazoa; Chordata; Actinopteri; Semionotiformes; Lepisosteidae
Product: NDUFA4 mitochondrial complex associated
Source: RefSeq, a predicted model, not a curated record
CCACACCGCAGUCCUUUACAGGAAAAGUAAGAAGGAGAGUAUACCACAGACGCGUCGAAAGGCCUCGCAGACGGCACUUUUUUUUUUGCGUUUCUUUGGGAUAAAGAAAACCAAACUACUUUUAAAAUGUUCCGUACUAUGGUUGUCCAGGCUAGAAAGCACCCCAGCUUGAUCCCCCUGUUCGUCUUCAUCGGCUCAGGGGCGGUGGGGGCCACCCUCUACCUUGCACGCCUGGCCUUGCGCAAUCCUGAUGUCUCCUGGGAUCGCAAGAAUAACCCUGAGCCCUGGAACAAACUGGGGCCCAAUGACCGGUACAAGUUCUUUGCCGUAAACAUGGAUUACAACAAAUUAAAGAAGAACGGGCCAGACUUCUAAGCUCACCUCUCCUGCCAGCUACAGGACCAAGGUCUUUAGAAGCCACUCCGCACAAUCAACAGGAGCCAAAAAGAAAAAAACAGAAGCAGAACCGCACAAAAAAGCCAUUUGCGUUCAGGAAUGCAUCUCGCCCUCAGCUUUCCGCACAGAACUUCGUACCAUCCUUCCGAUAUUUAUGGUUUGCUGCCUCAAUAAAAUAAAGCAGUUUGCCACCUACUGAAUCGGUGUGAAACUG